GCUGCUGCAGAGGCGCAAUUAUACCCCGACACGCUACACACAAGCCGCUACUCACUGCUGCGCCUCUUUACUAUCAGCGUGUGACUGGGAGGAGAGGAGGCGGCUCCCCCUACGUUGUGACAGUCGGGCAGUCCCAGUGUGCGGAGGCAAAGUGACAGACAGCCCCAUCCAUGCAGCAGCGGAGGGGAGGAGAAGGGAGCGUGGCUUUGUGUAGUGGAGACAGGAUGGUGCUGCAGUGAGUGCGCCCGGCACUUGUUCUCACCCCCUCGCUGCACCUCCAGCCGGUUGUUACACAGUGAGUGCAGCAGCCCCAUGUGGAGCAGAGGCGCCGGGAAAGGGAACUCAGUCUUAUUCUGUGGCUGCAACGAGACCAACGAGACGCAGCGGCACCGGGGAGCGCAACAAAGAGAUGGCAGAGGGCCGGCACUGCAAGAUUCACCUCUUAGACGACCGGGAGCUGGAGUUGCUGGUUCAGCCCAAACUCUUAUCCCGGGAGCUGCUAGAUCUGGUGGCCUCACACUUCAGCCUGAAGGAGAAGGAAUAUUUUGGAAUUUCAUUCCUGGAUGACACAGGUCAGUAUGCCUGGCUCCAGUUGGAUCAGCGAGUUCUGGAUCACGAUUUUCCAAAGAAAUCGGGGCCCGUGCAGCUCUACUUCGUUGUAAGGUUUUACAUAGAAAGCAUAACAUUCCUUAAGGAUAUUACAACGGUGGAGCUAUUUUUCCUGAAUGCCAAGGCCUGUGUGUUCAAGGGCCAGAUAGAAGUGAACAGCGAGAUCAUAUUUAAGUUGGCUGCGCUCAUUUUACAGGAGGCCAGAGGAGACUACAGCAGUGAUGAAAAUGCAAGAAAAGAUCUGAAGAUUCUGCCAGCGCUGCCCACCCGAACCUUGCAGGAGCACCCGUCCCUUUCCUAUUGUGAGAACCGGGUGAUUGAACACUGUAAGAAGCUUAAAGGCGUCACCAGAGGACAGGCCAUUGUCCGGUAUAUGAAAAUAGUAGAGGCGCUGCCGACAUAUGGAGUUCAUUACUACAAAGUAAAGGACAAGCAAGGGAUCCCCUGGUGGCUGGGAAUUGGCUACAAAGGAAUCGGCCAGUACGAUAUUCAGGAUAAAAUCAAACCCAGAAAGUUAUUUCAGUGGAAGCAGCUGGAAAACCUGUACUUCAGAGAGAAGAAAUUCGCCGUGGAAGUGAACGAUCCCCGAAGAAUCUCCGCAUCAAGAAGAACCUUCGGGCAGAGCAGCCUCGUCAUUCAGACAUGGUAUGCCAGCAACUCCCUCAUCAAAUCCAUAUGGGUGAUGGCAAUUAGUCAGCACCAGUUCUACUUGGACAGAAAGCAGAGCAAGGCAAAAAUCCCAAGUGCAAGGAGUCUGGACGAUAUCGCCAUGGACCUGACCGAAGCCGGAACUACUAAAGUGGCCAGAAUAGUCGAAGGAAAAAAUCUAAUCAUGGCGAGCAGCGGCAGCCUCAUCUCCUCAGGUUCCCAAGAUUCUGAAAUCAGCGACGAACACAGAAUGGAGAAAAUUCAGGAGCUAAAGAAGAAAGAGGAGGCGCUGCAGAACAUCCUGCUGAAAAAGAUUGAAGAGCUGAAGAAAAUAUGCCUACGAGAAGCUGAGCUGACAGGAAAGCUUCCUACGGAAUAUCCACUGAAUCUUGGGGAGAAGCCCCCCAAUGUACGAAGGCGAAUGGGAGCAAUGUUCAAAUUGAAUGAGAAUAUUCUUCACUCGGAUGAGGAUCCUGCCUUACAAGAGCUGGAACACAAAUUCCUCAUUCAGCAGCAGCUGGUCGAAGCCACCAAGAAACUGGCCUCCGAGCCUGAUCUGAGCAAAAACGUGAAAAGGAAAAGGAAGCAGGACUAUAGCAACUCCAUCAAGAAACUUCAAGAACUUGAAAGUACCAUCAACGAAUUCAGAAUCAAGAGUGGGAAAAUUCCCACCAAGAGGGCAUCUAUGAUCUUACAAGACGAUAUCAUCCCAUCUGAAACCAGCUCCUUGUCUGAUACGACGACGCUGGACGACGAUGAAUCACAGUUUCCCCAAGGUCAGAGGCUGCAUAACUCGCCCACCGUGCACCUCACCAAGUCCAUAGGAGGAGACCGAGGUCUUCACAGAAAGUGUUCCCUCAACGAGCAGUUUUCGGAGAUGCGGGUGACGAGAGAACCGUCAUCAACGCACAGCAGCCCGUACAAGACCCAGGAGAGGAAGCCACACGGAGGCAGAAGUAUGCCUUCCACGCCUGUACUAACUCGCAACGCCUUCAGCAGCAGUCACCUCCAGAACGAGGGGGCCCCUCAAUACGACAGGCAGCGGCGAGGCAGUUUGGAAUCCCAUACUCCCGUCCUUACAGACACCGUGGAUGGAACGCCCGCAUUCUCCAUCUCAAAGAGUCAGCGGAGCAACAGCACGGAGGUGUUAGACGACGGUUCCUCCUGCACCAGCCAGUCAAGCUCGGAAUAUUAUUCGACUCCCCCCAAGCACAACCCCUGUUACACCACUCAGACCCUGGACAACCGCUCCAGAGACAGACGGAGACACAAGAGACAGAAUUUCGCUGCCAAUUCAGGGAGUAUGCCCAACCUGGCACAAAGGGGCCCCAGGAACAGCAUGUACCAAACAGCCCAGAACCAGCCUACGUCCAACUACUUUAUUCCUGGAUAUUCCCCUUACCCAGAAACUGACCCCUACUACAAUGGCGGCUACAUUUAUGAGAACGAUACGGAGGGGCAGUACAGCGUGAAUCCCACCUACCACUCAUCCAAUCACUAUGGCUAUGAGCAGUACAGGGACGUACGAUAUGAUGGAGACCAGUUCAUUCCCUCUCAGAACCCCUAUGCAACACUCAGGCACCCCAGGAAAAACCCAGCUGCAAAGACAACGGAACAGAUCACCAAAAAUAUUAAAAAGGCCAUUGUGGAAGAGCAUCUGAGGGGCUGGUACCAGAGAGCCUCCUAUCAGAAGGACGUUGGACUGCAGGGCAUUAUGGAAGUGGAUCGGGGAUCACAGCGGAGUUUAUGCUUUGCCUCAAUGCAUGUCCCUUCCUCUCCCAGCACCCACGCUCCAUCCUGCUCCUCAGUAUCUUCUUCAAGCACACUGGGAAACCGACGGGUCCAAAAUAACGCUUUGGUGUAUUCGAACCUGCACACUGGACCUGCCCCCCCGUACACUGGAUACUCCACGGCAUACAGCACCACAACUAGAACGUACUUUGCUUACCCUGCUCAGAUGGACGAGGCUGAUAUUGUCCCACUGAAUGAAGAUCUUCUUCCAAUUGAUCAAGAGCUGAUGUGGCAUGAGGAUUCCAAACCAGGGACCUUAGUUUGAACCCAACAAACUCUUUAUUUUGGAGGCUUUUUUCAGCCCUUUCCACCUCACGUGCCUUGCACCCCCAGAUCUUUCCCGGUUCCACCGAUGCCUCCAAGGCUGACCUUGGAAGGUUCCAAAGUUGCGGGGGGGGGGGGCGACACCAUACUGAAUAGACUGGCAAGGUGGAGUUUGUUGCAGAAGACCAUAGCACUUGGAACUGUAGAUGGCAAGCACUUUGUGACAACUGGCUAAUGGCUAGGGUUAGGGUUACCUUCAAAAUGUGAAAGUGGACCUCUUCCAGGAGUUGCCAAGAGCGGGUCCCAGGAGCAGACGGAGAAUACAAGAUGGGUGAGGGGUGGGGGUGCUAUUGGCUAUUUAGAUGAAGGAUACAAAGCACCAUCAGGACUGGAAAUGUGUUUAAUUUAUAGAUUUGUUUUUUAAGCUUCACUUAGUUGCUUCCAAGACAACAUGCAACAGACCUUGUAAAUACAGGACACGUACAGAUUUUGGCACUGGUUUGUUUUUUAAAUCUCCCAACGCAUUUUAAACUUUGUAAGACUUUCCUUCCACUACUCACCUUCUGUAUGGAUAUCCCGUGGUACAGCUCGGUUUUUAUACAAUAUCACAGCUACUUUUAUAUAUGGAAUUUGUUUAAAAAAAUCUGCUGGUCAGGUAUCAAACUUCUCAUAUUAUUUACAAUAAAAAUGGUUCUCGCAUUGG
Messenger RNA from Xenopus laevis (African clawed frog), 4015 nucleotides. It is a transcript of the gene frmd4b.L, whose product is annotated as FERM domain containing 4B L homeolog. The coding region runs from base 410 to 3313 and encodes 967 amino acids. Gene Ontology annotation, biological process: establishment of epithelial cell polarity. Gene Ontology annotation, cellular component: bicellular tight junction; adherens junction; cytoskeleton. The record is from RefSeq and is a predicted model, not a curated record. The transcript is spliced from 23 exons. Lineage: Eukaryota; Metazoa; Chordata; Amphibia; Anura; Pipidae.